Messenger RNA from Lutra lutra (Eurasian river otter), 7463 nucleotides. It is a transcript of the gene SMAD4, whose product is annotated as SMAD family member 4. Lineage: Eukaryota; Metazoa; Chordata; Mammalia; Carnivora; Mustelidae. The record is from RefSeq and is a predicted model, not a curated record. Gene Ontology annotation, biological process: regulation of transcription by RNA polymerase II; cell differentiation; transforming growth factor beta receptor signaling pathway. Gene Ontology annotation, molecular function: RNA polymerase II cis-regulatory region sequence-specific DNA binding; DNA-binding transcription factor activity, RNA polymerase II-specific; I-SMAD binding. Gene Ontology annotation, cellular component: heteromeric SMAD protein complex. The coding region runs from base 491 to 2149 and encodes 552 amino acids. The transcript is spliced from 12 exons.
GUCGUCGUCGCCGCUGCGGUAACGGAGCGGCUCGGCUGGCGGAGCCCGCGUUCGCGCCCGCCCGCUCUCCUCUGAAGGCCCUUUCCGCCCUCCCCUCAACUCCACAGCCGCUCAGGGGGCGGGAGCGGGUGAGGGGAGCCGGGCGCCCCGCGAGAGAGGCACCCCGCCGCGGGGCGGCCCGGGAGCUCGAGGCGGCCCGCGCAGGCAGCGGCGCGGCGCCGAGGAGGGGCGGCCUGGCCCGGACUCGGCGGGGCGGGGGCCGAGGAGCGCUCCGGUCCGCCGGGGGAGCGACCGGCCCGGCGCCUCCGCGGACGAGCGGCGGCGGGAGAGCGGACACUCCUCGCCAUCGCCCGAGCCCAGGUUAUCCCGAAUACCACAUGCCUAAUAAUUUUCCUUGCAACGUUAGCCAUUGUUUUUCACUGCCUCCAAAAGAUCAAAAUUUCUCCGGAAAUUGGAGACAUAUUUGAUUUAAAAGAAAUAACUUUAACAAAUGGACAAUAUGUCUAUUACAAAUACACCGACAAGUAACGAUGCCUGUCUGAGCAUUGUCCAUAGUUUGAUGUGCCAUAGACAAGGCGGAGAGAGUGAAACAUUUGCAAAAAGAGCAAUUGAAAGUUUGGUAAAGAAGCUGAAAGAGAAAAAAGAUGAAUUGGAUUCUUUAAUAACAGCUAUAACUACAAAUGGAGCUCAUCCUAGCAAAUGUGUUACCAUACAGAGGACAUUGGAUGGGAGGCUUCAGGUGGCAGGUCGGAAGGGAUUUCCUCAUGUGAUCUAUGCCCGUCUCUGGAGGUGGCCUGAUCUUCACAAAAAUGAACUCAAACAUGUUAAAUAUUGUCAGUAUGCGUUUGACUUAAAAUGUGAUAGUGUCUGUGUGAAUCCAUAUCACUACGAACGAGUUGUAUCACCUGGAAUUGAUCUCUCAGGAUUAACACUGCAGAGUAAUGCUCCACCAAGUAUGUUGGUGAAGGAUGAAUAUGUUCAUGACUUUGAGGGACAGCCAUCAUUAUCAACUGAAGGGCAUUCAAUUCAAACCAUCCAGCAUCCACCAAGUAAUCGUGCCUCAACGGAGACGUACAGCACCCCAGCUCUUUUAGCUCCAUCUGAGUCUAAUGCUACCAGCACCACCAACUUUCCCAACAUUCCUGUGGCUUCCACAAGUCAGCCUGCCAGUAUACUGGCGGGCAGCCAUAGUGAAGGAUUGUUGCAGAUAGCUUCAGGGCCUCAGCCAGGACAGCAGCAGAAUGGAUUUACUGGUCAGCCAGCUACUUACCAUCAUAACAGCACUACCACCUGGACUGGAAGUAGGAGCGCACCAUACACACCUAAUUUGCCUCACCACCAAAACGGCCAUCUUCAGCACCACCCGCCUAUGCCGCCCCAUCCCGGACAUUACUGGCCAGUUCACAAUGAGCUUGCAUUCCAGCCUCCCAUUUCCAAUCAUCCUGCUCCUGAGUAUUGGUGUUCCAUCGCUUACUUUGAAAUGGAUGUUCAAGUAGGAGAGACAUUUAAGGUUCCUUCAAGCUGCCCUAUUGUUACUGUUGAUGGAUAUGUGGACCCUUCUGGAGGAGAUCGCUUUUGCUUGGGUCAACUCUCCAAUGUUCAUAGGACAGAAGCCAUUGAGAGAGCAAGGUUGCACAUAGGCAAAGGUGUGCAGUUGGAAUGUAAAGGUGAAGGUGAUGUUUGGGUCAGGUGCCUUAGCGACCAUGCAGUCUUUGUGCAGAGUUACUACUUAGACAGAGAAGCUGGGCGUGCACCUGGAGAUGCUGUUCAUAAGAUCUACCCAAGUGCAUACAUAAAGGUCUUUGACUUGCGUCAGUGUCACCGUCAGAUGCAGCAGCAGGCGGCCACCGCACAGGCUGCCGCCGCCGCCCAGGCAGCAGCUGUGGCGGGAAACAUCCCUGGCCCCGGAUCAGUAGGUGGAAUAGCUCCAGCCAUCAGUUUGUCAGCGGCUGCCGGCAUUGGCGUUGAUGACCUUCGUCGCUUGUGCAUACUCAGGAUGAGUUUUGUGAAAGGCUGGGGACCGGAUUACCCAAGACAAAGCAUCAAAGAAACGCCUUGCUGGAUUGAGAUUCACUUACACCGGGCCCUCCAGCUCUUAGAUGAAGUGCUUCACACCAUGCCUAUUGCCGACCCACAGCCUUUAGACUGAGGUCUUUCACUGUCGGGGCCCUUAACAUUGUCAGGAUGAUGGACUAUAAGAUACAAUCCUGUUUAUAAUCCGAAGAUAUAUUUCACUUUUGUUCUGCUUUAUCUUUUCAUAAAGGGUUGAAAAGUGUGUUUGCUGCCUUGCUCCUAGCAGACAGAAACUGGAUUAAAACAAUUUUUUUUUUUCCUAUUUAGGACUUUUUAGGCAUGGCUCAGAGCUUGAAGAUCAGGAAAAACACAUUCUUAUUAAAUCCUCACCAGUUAUGUAUGAAGGAAUCAUUCCAGUGCUGGAAAAUUUAGCCCUUUAAAAUGUCUUGGAGUCUUUUAUAUGCAGAACAUUGAUACAUGUGUUAUUCUACAGAAUAAAUUCAAUAUUGCUGAUUUUAAAGGAGAGAAGUUCUCAAAGUUAAUUCACCUAUGUUAUUUUGUGUGCGAGUUGUUAUUGUUGAACAUACUUUACUCCAAAUAUUGUGCCAUGUGGGUGAGUUAAUUUUACCAAGAGCAACUUCACUCUGUGUUUAAAAAAUAAGAUAGUAAUGUAUUAUAACCUUUUAUCCAAAAUAUUUUUUUGCAAGUUAAACUAGUGAAGAUGAUUUCAAUUCAGAUGGUCUUGCAACUUCAGUUUUAUUUUUGCCAAGGCAAAACACUAAUCUGUGUGUAUAUUGAGAAUUCCUUACAUUACCCCACAGAGAAAUACCAUUUAAAAUUAACAUUUGUUAUCCCUGUUGGAUAACUAUUUAUCAAGAAAUACUCUUGCCCUGUUAUACAGUAGAUGUAUUCUUCUCUAUUUCUAGGCAUAAGGUUGGUCACUAAGUAGCCUAGAAGAGGAAUUUCUUUCCUUCAUGAAUUCAUAAGGAAAGGUUUUGUAUUUUUAAAAACACUAAAAGCAGUGUCACUCCACCUAAUAUCUCACUGUUCUGCAAAGGUGGCAAUGCUUAAACUAAAAGUUGAGUAUUUUGGAAACUGCUAAAUUCUAUGUUAAAUACUGUGCAGAAUAAUGGAAACAUUACAGUUCAUAAUAGGUAGUUUGGAUAUUUUUGUACUUGAUUUGAUGUGUGACUUUUUUUUCGUAUACUGUUUAAAUCAUGUAUGUUAUGACAUUGUUUAAAAUUCAGUUUUUGUAUCUUGGGGCAAGACUGCAAACUUUUUAUACCUUUUGGUUAUUCUAAGCCCUUUGCCAUCAAUGAUCAUAUCAGUUGGCAGUGACUUUGUAUAGAGAAUUUACGUAGAAAAGUUGCAAAUGUAUUGACUGUACCACAGACACAAUAUGUAUGCUUUUUACUUAGCUAGUAGCAUAAAUAAAACCGGAUCUCAACAUACCAAGUUGAAUUCUAGGUUUGAUUUUUAAAGUUUUGUUUUCUGUUGCACUUUUGAGUUCAACCUCAGAAGCAGGACCCCUUCUAAAUGACAGGCAGCGGCCAGUACUGUCCAGCAGCUUUGGUUUCCCUCACACUCUGCCAGGACUUCCCCGCGGACAUUAUGUAUCAAGUGUAGAGUUGGUUGGGUUUUGUUUUUUUUUUUAAGCUUUUAUUUUACUGUAGCAAAAUAGGCCUGAUUGUCUACAAGAUAAAUAGGUUGUCUACAGGAUAAACAGUGUGAAAUAAAACCAAGGGUUAUCUUUCAGAUCCUUUUACUUAUCGCUUGGUGGGCCUUCUUAAAUGUAAUAAGAUUCUUAAGGUGUGUGACAAGUUUGAGAUUUGAUAAGCACUAUGCAUAAUAGUCAUCCGUCUGUUGACUUGAAUGGGUAAGUUGUCUGUGUCCUUGCUCAGAAGGUCUUCUUCGUAAGACCAUUCUGGAAACCACUGAGUUUGCUUAUUGCUGUGAUGUAAACAUAGAUCUCGAUCCGAGCUACAUGUCUUUUGUUUUAAAAUAAUUUCUCUGCUGGCUCAUUUGAGCUCUUGAGUACUUACAGAUAACUUUUGUUAAAGACCUAAUUUUAAUCUAUAAAUGUUUGGUGAUACAGGUUUUAUUGGCAGAUUUUUUAAAAAAAGAUAUCUUCAUUCUCUAGAAAUUGCUGACUUUAGGUCUAUUUUACUGUGAAUGAAGAAUAGGAGUGAAGGGAAAGAUUUUUAAAAUUCAGAUUAUUUGAUUAGGAUCAUUAGCAUGCUAUGCUAUCAUCCAUCACCUCCUUUUCUCCUUUAGGGAAGGUUUUCAUGUUUAGUCAUCUGGGGAAAGUAUGUGGAAAAUAUUCACUAAGAAGUCUAUCUUUGAAGCCAAGCCACCUGUCUUGGUUUCUUUCUGCUAAGAGCCAUAAUGUUACUACCAGUAUGUAGGAGUUCUUCUAGUUAUUAAUUGCUUUAUAUUUGUACCUAGAUUCAGUCACCUGCUUUUGAGAACACAACUAGUAUGUUAAUGAUCAGUUAUUUCUGAGAGCUUAGUUCUCAAACAGUAUUUCCAUUUCUUAGAGGUAGUCAUCUUUGAUGAGUAAGACUCAAGAAUCACUAGGUUUAAAAUUUUACAGCUACUUUAGGGUAGGAUAGUUUCCUCAAUUCUCAGAAUCUGAUUAUUAUAAGGAUAUGGUUCUGGGUAGGUUUUCUCUUUUUAUUUCAUAUCUCAAUAUGUUGAAUUUCAUUGAAAGCUGAGUGAGAGUUGAAUCAAGUACCUUUAUAAUCCAGUAUGAGGCCAUUCCAUUUUGGUCCAGUGCCUUUUAGUACGUUAUCAAAGGGAAUCUUUAAUGGUGUUGCCUUUAUUUUCCAGGGAGUAGAUUGUUUUAUGGGAUAUAAGCUGUCUCAUUUUUUAUAGUAUGCUACCCCUGGUAUACAAAGAUAAUGAUAGUAAAUCACUGCCAUAUAACCUUGUUUUUCUAGAAGCACGGCUCAUUUGUGUCGACCUACUCACUAAAUAGGUCUCCUAUCACCAUUCUUCCUGUAACCAUCGUAGAUUUACAGGCUGUGUGUUAGCUUAAGGAUUACCUUACUCUAAUUAUCCAGGUAAACUGAAGACAUAUUAGCUGUGUUGUAUUUCAAAGUUAAAAAUUCAUUUUUGUGAGGAAGGGCAUGGUGUAAAGGGGGAUAUUUGUAAUGGAAAUUUUGAAGGCAAAAUAAAAUGCUCUUCCAGAUGAUAGACGUUUUACUUUAAAAGUUUAUUGCAGUUAUCUUUUUGACUAUGCCCAUCUGGAGAGGGAAAUUUUACAUUUUCCCAUGGUGCUCCUUAUGCAUCUGUGGAGGUGAAAUAAUUUCUAUUCCUGGUUUGAUGGUGGCCGGUUAAUAGUUACCAUAGCUGUUAUGCAAAAUUAGAUUCGUUCAGAUCUCUUUGAGAGUCGUUUGGAAGAAGCAGUUUUAUUCUGAGUAGGGCAGAAUCCUUUUUGCUGAUAGUUUUCUAUGGUUGGCUCCUUUCAUUAUUAAGUAAUUUUACUGGCACUUUAUUUAACAAUAGCAUAUCGGGCUGAUGAAUUUUAGUUACUGAGGUAACUGAGUGCAUGAAAGCAAUUACCUACCAACUUUUCAGUAGAUGGAGCUAAGACUAGCAGAUAGUAACAACAUGAGGAAAUGCUUUCUUUUUUCUUUUCUUUUUUUUUUUUCAGUUUUCAAAGCUUUUUAUUAUACUAUUUCACUUGAUCUUUACAGUAACUCUUAGAAGGAAUUAGAGGGAAGGAGAUGCCUUUUUUUUUUUUCUUUCUAAAGGCAGACCUCAUCUUGUCACAGAUAGCUAUCUGUAAAUAGUAGCCUAAAUUCUUCUUCGGAAAGUUUAUAGAAGAUAGGCUCUGAUAAUCUUUUGUGUAAACCUUUCCUUUUCUUUUUUUUUUUCCCUGACAACUAGGUAAUUUCUCCUAAUAUCUUUCAGGAAGGAUGUAUAAGGUUAGUGGUCACAUUCAUAGAAGCAUCCUCAGCUUGGUCUUGUCCCUAGCACCUGUCCCAGUGCUACUGGGUUGUUUAUCUUGUUUAUCUGCUAUUACUGUGGAAUGGCAUUUUCUGCAUUAUCCAAACUUGGCCUUAUUUAAGCAGUAAACCUUUUUUAUUUUAGCCAUUUUGAGGGGGGGGUGGAGUUAUUUAAUAUGUACAUCAGAGAACAUACUAGGCAUGUUUCUUUUGUGCCUAGCUGUCUUUGUAGAUGUCCAAGGCUGCUGAGGUUUUGCCUUGAUAAACUAAAUGGUCAUAGACUGCUCUGGCUUUUGAAUGUUCACUUUUUUUUUUACACACAUACCCUCCAGCAUUCUCUUCCGACCACUUCAUGUGUACCUCCCUUUAGGAGUUUCUUCUUUCCUUUUGGAUUCAUUCUUCCAGCUGCUUGGGCAAGAAAAUGAAAUAACUAGAUCUACUAGAACCACCUUUAAAACACAAGGAAAACUGGCAUGGAUCCUAAGAAACUUUCCUGUAAAGUACUGAAAAGGCCUUCUUCAGUGCUUCGGUGUCUCAUCGGUUUGACUGCUUAGAAUGUUUCCUUAUUCUUUGCUGAGUUCCAGGUAGCUGUGGUAAGGAGAAGUGGGGCAUAUUCAUAUUUCCCCCCUUUGAAAGAUUUUGAAAGGUUUUGUUGCUUCCACCUCAAUCCUGCUCAUACAAAAACUGGAGUCACAAGACUCACUACAUUAGCAUCAGUAGUCAGAGCAAAAAAGGAUACGAGCAAGAAAUAAACUUGGGAAAUGAGAGGGUUGUUUCUGUUUGUUUGGGUAUCCCCUUUUGAGCCCUAUCUUCUGGCUUUCCUCCUCUCCAGAUAUUUUUGACCUAUAGGUGCCUUUAUGAAAAUUGAGGGUCUGAUAUCCUGUCCCAAGGAAUAGCUAAAAGUAAUUGCUGAUGUUUUCAGGGAUUUUAACCUCAGACUUGAAUGAAUGAAUGAACCAUACUCCUUCCUUCCUUGUUUCUUUCCUUCCUUCCUUCCUCUCUCCUUCUUCCCUCCCCCCAACCCCCUUGUAGGAAGAACUGAGGUGAAGACAAUCAUUUCUCUCUAUUGAUGUGGAUAGUUUUCACAGUAGAUCUCAGAGCCCAUGUUCUUGUUCAAGCUAAAACUAGUGGCUCUGGGCUGGCACCAGGUACACUCUGGCUUGCACUCUGCCACUAAUCUGAUGUGUGACCUUGGGCAGGUCAUUUACCUUCUCUGGGCCUCAGUUGCCUCAUCUGUAAAAUGAGGGAGUUGGAUUAGAUGUGUUCUUCCAGCUCAGAAAUUUAAGUGACCUUGCCUACCUUGCAGCAGGUUUUGAUUUCUUCCUUCCUUUUGCUCUGCUGUUUGAGGGGGCUUUUUCCUUAUUUCCACAUUGUUCAAAUGAGAUUAGGCUUGAUAUUUUAUUAUUAUUCUCCUAUGGACAAGAAGUUACAUAAUAUGUCCUUGAGACUUAAAUUUAACCAAAGGCCUAGCACCACCUUGGGGGCUGCAAUAAAAACUUA